This is a messenger RNA of Ambispora leptoticha, 522 nucleotides long. The record is from the annotation of a GenBank genome assembly. NCBI's taxonomy places the organism in Eukaryota, Fungi, Glomeromycota, Glomeromycetes, Archaeosporales, Ambisporaceae.
AUGUCGGUAUUACUUACAGAAAGCAGUGAACAAGAAGCUGCCCGUCUUUACCGUGUAUACAAAACUGUCAAGAGAAUGGUAGCUGACAGGGGUUACGUGGUAGCUGAACACGAGAUUCCUGCAGAUUUGGAUGCAUUUAGAGAGAAAUGUACGGAUAGUGGUGUUGUUAAUCGGGAAAAAAUGAUGUUUCAAGUUCAAAAGAGAGAUGAUCCUACCGAGCAAUUACUUGUUACUUUUCCUACAGAGAAACCUGUUGGAGUGAAGUAUUUGAAAACGAUAUGUACUCGGAUGUCCGAAACAAAAGUCACCAGGGGAAUAAUCGUAUAUCAGGGUAAUAUGACAGCUGCGGCGAAUAAGGCGAUUCAAUCCAUGAAUCAGGGGGAUAGAGUCCCAGAUAAAGCGUACUAUGAGAUUGAUUCAUUUUCCGAAGCAGAACUCUUGGUGAAUAUAACCGAGCAUCAACUCGUCCCGACUCACAUUGUGUUAACAGAUGAAGAAAAGAAAACACUCCUGAAAAAAUAG